UGCUAGAAUGUCUGCCAGGAUGACUGCUGGAGUAUCAUGUUUUAAACAUUUGUUGUCCACUUCCAUGAGAUGUAGAUACAUGAGUAAGAGAACAUUGGCUGCCAAAUUGAUUGAUGGGCGUAAAAUAGCUAAUGAAAUAAAAGAUGAAGUUAAAUUUGAAGUUGAGAAGAUGGUCAAAGAAGGGCGCCGCUCCCCAUCUCUCUGUGUUGUUCUAGUAGGAGAUGAUCCUGCCAGCAAAACAUACAUCAAAAACAAAAUCAAAGCUUGUCAAUAUACAGGAAUUGAAAGUAGAUCAAUACAAUUGCCAGAAACAAUAAAGGAAGCAGAACUCUUGGAUGUGAUACAUGGUCUUAACAAUGAUGAGUCUGUGGAUGGGAUAUUAGUCCAGCUGCCCGUUCCCGAUCACAUUACAGAGAGACGGGUGUGCAAUGCUGUAGAUCCUAGUAAAGAUGUUGAUGGAUUUAAUGUUAUCAAUGUUGGGAGGUUUUGUUCAGAUCAAAUGACAUUCAUCCCUGCAACACCAGCUGGAGUUAUGGAGAUGUUAAGGAGAACUGGUAUUGAAACAUUUGGAAAAAAUGCAGUUGUCUGUGGCAGAUCAAAAAAUGUUGGAAUGCCAAUUGCCAUGCUACUCCAUGCAGAUGGAAUCUAUGAAACAAAAGCUGGUGAUGCAACUACAACUAUCUGUCAUAGGUAUACACCAGACGAUCAACUAAGAAUAUUUACAAAAACAGCAGACAUUGUAGUCUCAGCAACAGGAAUACCAAAACUUAUUACAGCUGACAUGAUCAAAGAAGGGGCCACUAUUAUUGAUGUUGGAAUAAAUAGAAUUAAAGAUGAAGAAACAGGAAAGACAAAAAUUGUAGGAGAUGUUGACUUUAAUGAAGUGGCAAACAAGGCAGGUUAUAUUACUCCAGUGCCUGGCGGUGUUGGACCAAUGACUGUAGCCAUGUUGACCAGAAACACACUUAUGGCUUACAAAAAAGAGUACAGAUUUGAUUAAGGUUGUUUUCUGUUUAUUAAUGAGUGUCUUUAAAGAAUUGAGAAGAUGGGACAAGAUAAUUAAGUGCCAUGCCAAAAUAUGCAGCCAUAUGCAUCAAAUGUUAUUGAGAAGAUUUUAUGUUUAACAGUAUUUUACUAUGGUUUUGUUUUAUUAUGACUCCGGUAUUUUAGUGUGAAAUUGAGUGAGAAUUGAAAUAAUAUAUGCAGUUGGUGUGUACAUCCCUAUUUUGUAAGGAGUUUUUUUAGUGUUUGAGAUUACUGGUUGAAAAUUUUUACCUACAUGUAUUAUUUUAACAAAUGUGUUUAAGCAGCAUUUAUCAUGGGAUCUAUAUUCUGUGUAUAUUUAUAUAUGCUUGAAAAAAAACCAGUAACUUGCAUAUCAUCUCAGUGUAGAACUGAAAUUGUUAAAGGGGUUAUACACUAGUUUUUGAUUGAAUGCAUAAAAUUUAUUUUUGUACUAACUGGAAUAUCACUGCCCAUGGAUUUUUUUACUAUCAUUAUUGAGCCAAAGGCUCAAGUGAGCUUAACUGAUUAAUAUUUGUCUGUUGUCUGUAAUCAUCGUUGUCAUUGUAUUUUUAGGUCACCUGAGUAAACAUUUUUAACUUCUUGAAAACUACAUGGCCAAUUGUUACCAUUUUUGGUGUGAUGCAUCUCUAUGGUAACAGGAAUGUAAAUUGUGAAAAUCAUGACUCUACCACCCCUGGGGCACCACAGGUGGGGCCAAAUAUAUAAAAAAAAAUCUUUUUCUCUACUCCCACACAUGUGAGAAAAAAACUGAAUACAUGAAGCCCUCCACCGAAGUUGUAAAAUUAUAGUAAAAAUGUGUCAAUUCUUAGAAAAUCUUCUUCUCUUCUCCCAUAUAUGUUUUAGAAAAACUAAAGUCAUAGUUAUGAUGUUCAUGAAGCCCUCUACUUAGAUUGUGAAGUUCAUGGUCCCUGGGUCAAGGGGUUCAGGCUCUAGGGUGGGGCCAAUGUGGCCAUAUAGUAAAAACGUAUUAACUCUUAGAAAAUAUUCUUCUCAACUCCCAUUAAAACUAAAUGCAUGGCUAUGAUGAGGGCAGUGCCAAUAUAGCCAUAUAGUGAAAUGUAUCAAAUCUUAAAAAUCUUCUUUACUCCCACACAUUUGGGAAAAAUACUGAAUGCAUGGUUAUAAUGUCCACAAACUCCUCUACCCAAAUUGUGAAAUUCAUGGUCCCUGGGUCAGGGGUUCAGGCAGUAAGGGCGGGGGCAAUAUGGCUAUAUAGUGUUAAUGCAUAUAAUGUUUUAAAAUCUUCUUCUGUACAGUCACAAGUCUGUAAGAAAAACUAAAUUUAUUUUUAUAUUAACCAGGAAGUCCUCUACUAAAAUUGUAAAUUUCAUGUCCCCUGGAGUAUCGGUUUUUACUGUAAGAUGGGGCCAAAUUGCAUGUAUAGUGUUAAUGCAUAUAAUAUUUAAAAAUUAUCUUCUCUUUUCCCACACACCUGUAAGGAAAAAUGAAUUCAUAAUUUUGUAGACCAGGAAGCCUUAUAACAAAAUUAUCAAUUUCAUGUCCCUCGAGGUAGGGGAUCUGACUUUAGGGCGGGGCAACAUAAUCAUAUAGUGUUAAAUGCAUAUAUUGUUUUUAAAAAAGUCUUCUUUACUUCUGCUGAUAUUGAAUAAAAACUGCAUAUAAAGAAAGAAAAUAAAGCCAUCUAUCAAAAUUUAAUAUUUCAUGUCUCCCAGUUUAGACAUGUUUUAACAAUGUCUACUGACACAGAAUGAAAACUGACUGCAUAUUUGGAAAAAAACAUUAAGUUGUGUUUUUUAAUAGUAUUUCAGGUCACCUUUAUGUAAGGCAAGGGAAGCCCGAGGAGGGGGGGGGUAUAUAUUAGUCUUCUUAUUUUAUUCUGCUCAGGAAUUUCAAGGAAAGAAAUUAGUAAAUUCACAUAUCUAGAAAAGAAAAAGAUUGAAGCUGUUUAUCAAAGUUAAGGUAUUUUGAAACCAUUUGGAAAGAGUUCAAGGGGUGGG
This is a messenger RNA of Magallana angulata, 2984 nucleotides long. Its product is annotated as bifunctional methylenetetrahydrofolate dehydrogenase/cyclohydrolase, mitochondrial-like. The record is from RefSeq and is a predicted model, not a curated record. Gene Ontology annotation, cellular component: mitochondrion. Gene Ontology annotation, molecular function: methylenetetrahydrofolate dehydrogenase (NAD+) activity; methenyltetrahydrofolate cyclohydrolase activity; methylenetetrahydrofolate dehydrogenase (NADP+) activity. Lineage: Eukaryota; Metazoa; Mollusca; Bivalvia; Ostreida; Ostreidae. The transcript is spliced from 7 exons. Bases 8 to 1000 code for a protein of 330 amino acids. Gene Ontology annotation, biological process: tetrahydrofolate interconversion.